Molecule: messenger RNA, 1439 nt
Organism: Telopea speciosissima
Lineage: Eukaryota; Viridiplantae; Streptophyta; Magnoliopsida; Proteales; Proteaceae
Product: enhanced ethylene response protein 5
Exons: 13
Coding region: 87-1424 (445 amino acids)
Biological process (GO): poly(A)+ mRNA export from nucleus; post-transcriptional tethering of RNA polymerase II gene DNA at nuclear periphery; transcription elongation by RNA polymerase II
Cellular component (GO): transcription export complex 2
Molecular function (GO): double-stranded DNA binding; RNA binding
Source: RefSeq, a predicted model, not a curated record
CGAACUCAAAUCCAACUGAACGAACUUGCAGGAUAAGCCGAAGCAGUUCGAGAGGUGUUGUAGUUGAGCUAAUUUUUCUCGCAGCCAUGGCAUAUCUGAGCAUGGGAGAAGCACACAGACGAAUCUCCGACUACUUGAAUCGCUUCUACGACUCUGUUUCUUCUCAGGAUGGUUCCUCACUGAGGCAGCUACUCUCCGUCUCUUCCGAUUCUCCUCAUCUUUUAUCACUCGCCGACGCUCUGAAUGUCUUCCAGGACGCAAAUAGAUUGAUAAAACAGGCUGAUAGAUAUUCUCAGCUCGGUGAAAUCAUCGCUCCUCUCUUUAGGUGUUUGCAGAAUUAUCGCAUUGGGCACUUGGUUGAUGCCUAUAACGCUUUCGAAAAAUCUGCCAAUGCGUUUCUUUUAGAGUUCCGGAAUUGGGAAUCUGCAUGGGCCAUGGAACCAUUAUAUGUGAUCGCCUACGAAAUUAGAGUCCUCGCUGAGAAGGCUGACAGGGAACUAGCUUCGUAUGGAAAGAACCCAGAGAAACUGAAGGGGGCUGGCUCAUUCCUAAUGAAAGUUUUUGGGGCUCUCGCUGGUAAAGGCCCGAAACGUGUUGGAGCCUUACAUGUAACUUGCCAACUGUUCAAAAUUUAUUUUAAGCUUGGUACAGUCAACCUUUGCCGAAGUGCGAUUAGAAGCAUUGAAACAGCUCGAAUUUUCGACUUUGAGGAAUUUCCAGUGAGAGACAAAGUCACCUACAUGUAUUAUACAGGCCGUUUGGAAGUAUUUAAUGAAAAUUUUAUCGCCGCUGAUAAAAAACUCACGUAUGCCUUAAUGCAUUGUAAUCCUCGGCGAGAAGAAAACAUAAGGAUGAUCCUGAAAUAUCUCAUACCUGUGAAGCUUUCCAUAGGCAUUUUACCAAAAAGUUGGCUCCUGGACAAAUAUAAUCUGAUUGAGUACAAUGAUGUUGUGCAAGCACUAAAAAGAGGAGACCUUCGACUUCUACGGCAUGCUCUCCAAGAACAUGAAGACCGAUUCUUAAGAUCAAGUGUAUAUCUUGUCCUGGAGAAGCUAGAGCUCCAAGUUUACCAACGAUUGAUAAAGAAGAUCUAUAUCAGCCAGAAGCAGAGGGGCCCCAGCAAAGCACACCAGAUAAAGUUGGAUGUGAUUGUGAAGGCUUUGAAAUGGCUCGAGAUCGACAUGGAUGUUGACGAGGUGGAAUGCAUCAUGGCUAUUCUAAUAUACAAGAACCUUGUGAAAGGAUAUUUCGCUCACAAGAGCAAAGUGGCUGCUUUAAGCAAGCAAGAUCCUUUCCCCAAGUUAAAUGGAAAGCCCAUCAAUUCAAAGGGUACUCAUAAAAAUAAAAAUGUUCCAAGUGUUCUAGGACUUAUUAUACCUUUUUUUUUUUUUAAUUUUUUUGUCUGUGGGGGGGGGGGGGGGUAGGGGUGUAGUUGUUUC